AGCGGGCUCUUUCCCUCAUGUAGCUUGACGCGAUCACGCGAGGCCACCGCUUGGCGAGAAGAACUGCCGAAAAGGGAGGAAGAAGAACACGAAGGACCCAAAAAAUGGGGAUUAAACUGUACUACACGACUGUAACUGCCUCACGGACGGUCAAGUCCCAGCAGGCAGAAGUGAUGCGCAUCCUGGACAGCAAAAACAUCCAGUACAAGCUGGUGGACAUCUCGGUUGGUGGCGAGUUGCGCGACGAGAUGCGCAGCAAAGCGGGGAACCCCACGGCUGUCCCGCCGCAACUCUUCAACGAUGACCAGUACUGCGGGGAUUACGAAAUGUUCUCCGAGGCGGUGGAGGCAGACACGGUGGAUCAGUUCCUGAAACUGGCAUGAGUCAUAACCUUCCAUCCCCAUCACCCGUCAAUCACACUGAAGUCCCUCAUUGACACCGACUUUGAUCGGACGCCAUAACGACGAAUGCCAAAUACCCUCACGUCCCUCUUUUGCUUCAGCAUCGGUGUCGGCCAAGCUUGUCUUAAAAUGAAUCUGCAAAUCGCCGUCAUCACUCAGUCUUAACGACGUGGUCUUGGUCUUAGAACCUUCACCAUCUUACGUUCCCAUGGUGCGCUGAAUGCAAACAUCCUAGACCAAAUGAUUAAAAAAAAAAAAAAAAAUUCACUGGGAUCAUUGACAGCAAUUUUAGCUCCCAGCUCCCAUCUUAGGGAAACUCUGACAUGGAUUUAUAUGGAAGUCUUCAUAUUCUGUUUACUGCAGAAGCUGUUAGUGUAGAGUUUUUGCUUGUUUACGCAGCAUUUUGUUCAAAUGAGGAAUCUGACUGUAUACAGUGUCAGCUCUUAAGUCCAAACAAAAUGGCUUCCAAAUGGAUCGAAUCGACUCAUUUGGGUAAAUAAGACCAAAUUACAGCAAAUCGACCCCCCACAUCCCAAUUUUGAAGACGCCCGAUGCUUUGCUCUUUGUUUCAGUAACUACCAUUCCUGUCAUUACGCGUUCUCCAAAUUGUAGCACUUUUGCUGUGUGUGUGUGUGUGUGUGUGUGUGGGGGGGGGGGGGUUACCACUUUUUCUUUUUCAGAGUUUUCCUCUGUACUAGAAGUAACGACUGCAUUUGAGGAUGCGCCCACCAAGUAUUUUAAGCAUCUUAGCUGUUAGCUUGUCUGUCAAGACAGGCCAAAAAUGUGAAAACCAAAAUGCAUUUCUCUGGUCAGAACUUUUGAGAAUGUCCGCAGGUGUUUGUAAUUUCCUUCCUCCCUUUCCUAGUUCCGUUUGAAAUGUUGUAUUGUUGACUGAAAAGGACCAAAAAGACAGCACUUGUAGUGUUCGACCAUGUAGCCGGUCCUGGCCGUGACCGUUAGGACCCUACGCACUGAAUUAUUGACACGGAACGAGGCUGGUGUGUCUCACUGGACCUGUCACUUCGCCGGAAAAUAUGAAGGGAUCAUUUCUUUUUGCCUGAAUCUGUGUAUUGACAUUCGGAUUCGAGUUAAAGGCAUUUACCUCACGGCGGAUACAUUUCAACACCAUUCGAGGGCAUGCGAUUUAGAUGAUUGGGUGCAAUGACGGGCCUGAAUUGUUUGCGCACUUGUUUUUGUAACUCCGCGCGGAUUGACGUGGAAGUGUGCAUUAUGUUCCAGUCGCAUUCCUUGUCUAAGCUCUUUGCUUUGUGUUUGGAACAAUUCCCCUUGGCCAAAAUGAGAACAAGUAGAAGAGUAGAGAAUAAAAAGCUGUUUAUCUUCCAAGAAGAUUGUAAUAUGUCAUGUAUGGGUUGCAAAACGAAAAAUAAAAUGUUGAAUCAAAUGGU
Hippocampus comes (tiger tail seahorse) is the source of this 1807-nucleotide messenger RNA. It is a transcript of the gene sh3bgrl3, whose product is annotated as SH3 domain binding glutamate-rich protein like 3. Gene Ontology annotation, cellular component: cytoplasm. The record is from RefSeq and is a predicted model, not a curated record. The coding region runs from base 105 to 383 and encodes 92 amino acids. NCBI's taxonomy places the organism in Eukaryota, Metazoa, Chordata, Actinopteri, Syngnathiformes, Syngnathidae. The transcript has 3 exons.